AUGAGUGGUAAUGCCUAUGCUCUUCCUGGAAGGAAGAACUGGUACGAUCUUGAUGGCUCGUGGAAUACUAGCUUUCCUUUUGGAUGGGAGGAUCCUGCGGACGGGUUUCGGGGCCAUGUAUUUAUAUCUUCCGAUAACUCCACCAUCAUCUUGUCCAUCAAGGGAACUACGGUACAAGGGCCCUCAUCGAAGAAGGAUAAAUUCAAUGACAACCUGCUGUUCUCGUGCUGUUGUGCUCGAGUGGAUAUCUCUUGGGUGUUUCGUACUGUCUGUGAUUGCUAUGCGAAGAACUGGCGAUGUGAUAAUACCUGUCUUUCAGAAGCACUAAUCCAAGACAGUUUAUUCUAUUCUGUUGGUGUCAAUCUUGUAGAAGAUCUACUUUUCAUAUACCCCACAGCCAACAUAUGGCUUGUGGGGCAUUCGCUGGGAGGUGCCUUAGCUAGCCUUUUAGGCUCCACGUUUGGUCUACCGGCUGUUGCCUUUGAAGCACCGGGCGAACGACUAGCCGCUAAACGUUUACACCUUCCUCUGCCUCCACCUCUUCUUAACGGGUCAGCUUCUCCGGUUCCGAUAACACACGCUGGUUAUGCCCUUGAGACUAGAUGUCAUCUCGGGAAGAGUAUUGUAUUCGAUACGGUGAACGUACUAGGGUGGAAGGUAGACGUUAGGAAACAUGUCAUUAAGGAUGUCAUUACCAAAGUCCUGGAAGCGGAUGUUAUUGACUGGGAAGAUGGUCAGAAUGUUCCUCUUCCACGAGAGGAAGAAGACUGCGUGGAUUGUUUCAAGUGGGAGUUUGGCGAGUACAAGGGUGAUCGGUAA
Messenger RNA from Desarmillaria tabescens, 819 nucleotides. RefSeq names its product Alpha/Beta hydrolase protein. The transcript has 6 exons. Gene Ontology annotation, biological process: piecemeal microautophagy of the nucleus; multivesicular body membrane disassembly; neutral lipid catabolic process. Bases 1 to 819 code for a protein of 272 amino acids. Gene Ontology annotation, cellular component: membrane. The record is from RefSeq and is a predicted model, not a curated record. NCBI's taxonomy places the organism in Eukaryota, Fungi, Basidiomycota, Agaricomycetes, Agaricales, Physalacriaceae. Gene Ontology annotation, molecular function: glycerophospholipase activity.